This is a messenger RNA of Penicillium verhagenii, 1008 nucleotides long. Its product is annotated as inositol monophosphatase family protein. Gene Ontology annotation, molecular function: inositol monophosphate 1-phosphatase activity. NCBI's taxonomy places the organism in Eukaryota, Fungi, Ascomycota, Eurotiomycetes, Eurotiales, Aspergillaceae. The record is from RefSeq and is a predicted model, not a curated record. The transcript has 6 exons. Gene Ontology annotation, biological process: phosphatidylinositol phosphate biosynthetic process; inositol metabolic process; signal transduction. Bases 1 to 1008 code for a protein of 335 amino acids.
AUGGCCGUCCCCAACCUCAGCCAGGAUGAGCUCGAUGAGAUAUAUGCUUUCGCCGUGGACCUUGGCCGCAAGGCGGGCGACCUGUUAAUGGAGCGUGUGGAGCUGCGUAUCUCUGGUGGUGAGGGCAAUUCGCAGAAAUUUGAUGAGAAGGAGAGCUCCGUCGAUAUCGUGACGCAGACAGAUGAGGAUGUGGAAUUAUUUAUUCGCAAUGCGCUCCAGAGCAGAUACCCCGACCACAAAUUCUUGGGCGAAGAGACCUACGCCAAGGGGUCGUCGCGCGACUACCUUAUUGACGAGCACCCAACAUGGUGCAUCGAUCCUCUAGAUGGCACCGUCAAUUACACCCACAUCUUCCCCAUGUUCUGCGUCUCCAUCGGCUUCAUAGUAAACCACAAGCCCGUCAUUGGUGUGAUAUACGCCCCUUUCCAAAACCAGCUCUUCUCGUCCUGCACUGGCCGAGGUGCCUGGCUUAACGAGAAGCGCCGGCUCCCCCUCAUCCAGAAGCCUUCCAUCCCACCCAUGCCCGCGAAUGCACCCUCGCAGUGUAUUUUCUCUUGCGAAUGGGGUAAGGACCGUCGCGAUAUUCCCGAUGGCAAUAUGCAUCGCAAGAUUGAGAGCUUUGUCAACAUGGCUGCGGAGCUGGGCUCGCGUGAGGGCAAGGGUGGUAUGGUGCAUGGAAUGAGGAGCUUGGGUAGUGCGACGCUGGAUCUGGCUUACACAGCUAUGGGGUCUUUUGAUAUCUGGUGGGAAGGUGGUUGUUGGGAGUGGGAUGUUGCUGCUGGAAUUGCUAUUCUUCUUGAAGCUGGCGGACUCGUCACUACGGCUAACCCGCCCGAAGACGUGGACACAGCGCCCAUUGAAGAUAUGCGACUGGGUAGCCGACUUUAUCUGGCAAUCAGACCUGCUGGGCCCUCGGAGACCGAGACUGGUCGGGAAACACAGGAGCGUACUGUGCGUGAAGUCUGGCGGCGGGUCCGCCACUUGUCGUACACUCGGCCCGGUGCGUAA